Messenger RNA from Xyrichtys novacula (pearly razorfish), 6869 nucleotides. NCBI's taxonomy places the organism in Eukaryota, Metazoa, Chordata, Actinopteri, Labriformes, Labridae. The record is from the annotation of a GenBank genome assembly.
AGAAGGAAACUACAAUCUGGUAAGAGGGGAAGAAGAAAAUCAAGAACACGGUUCUUCGAAGAAGCACACUCAUAACUCGUUUAGCUUUGUUUGUUUUUCCGUGUUUUAGUUCAUUAUGUUUAUCUUCGAUGAUCUGGAUAACGAGCAGCCGCGUAGAAAUUAGUGAAGCAGUUUUACAGGCGGUCAACGUUCGCGGGUAGCUGGUGUUUACCGUGAAGCUAGCGGAGUUAGCCGACGUGAACUGACACCGUGAGGAUCAUCCAUUCAUUUGAACAGUAACUGCCUGAAUCCACACACUUUAAAUCACAGACUAAGGUUAGUUGUGUAAUGCACGGUUUAACGCAUUUGAAAGUAUGACCUAAAAUGGUCAGUCGUGUCACCACAGAACAUAAAAAGGCACUGAUUUGACUUUCAGUCCGUUUUCUAGAUGAAAUAAAAGCUUGAAUCUGUGUUUAUUUUGUCUCAGCAUGGCUCUGAAGUCAGGAGAGGACCGUCUGAAGGAGAUGGAGGCUGAGAUGGCUCUGUGAGUAUUUGAGGGUUAUUGACUCUAUGGGGGACCACCUGUGCAGGGUUUGGGGCUCCUUGUGAAUCUAACACACCAGGCCCUGUAUAUAAAUACAAUACCUGACAAGUGUAUAUUUUUAGAGAGGAUGUAUCUUCUUUGACUCCUCCUGCAUUGAAACAGCUUUCGUUAACCUGCUCUUUCACUCUGCCUCCUUCUCUGUAGAUUUGAGCAGGAGGUUCUUGGUGGUCCAGUACCUGUUACAGGAAGCCCACCUGUCAUGGAGGCUUUACCUGUAGCUCUGUCUGUUCCUACUGUUCCUCUGGUGCGACCGAUUAUCGGCACUAACACGUACAGACAGGUCUGUGCUUCUACACACCAUCCUCUCAUUUUAGAGUCAAGUGUUUGGUGUCUUUCUAACUCGUGGUCCUCUGUCAGUGUCUUACUCUGGCUCUCCUCUCUCUUACUCCCUCAGGUCCAGCAGACGUUAGAAGCCCGAGCUGCUAGCUUUGUCGGUCCUCCACCGCCGACAUUUGUGGGACCAGGUAAGAGUCAAUAAAGUUUUGGCAGUGGUAAAAAAUGUGUUACUCAAAGUUAGCUCUGACAUGACUUUUAUGCUUCUCUCUGUCUGUGUCUGUCCCAGUCCCCCCAGUUCGUCCUCCCAUGAUGAGACCAGCUUUUGUCCCUCACAUCCUGCAGAGACCUGGUAGGUUAACCGUCGGAUAACAGCAGCUUUUUACUUUGAUACGUUGAUGUAGAUUGUACGUUACUUUUAAUUUACCUACCGUUUUGAUGUAACCACUCAAAUUUAUUGGGAAUUUCCCCUUGUGGGAUUAAUAAAGGAGUAUCUUAUCUUAAUCUGUUCUGGGAGACACAGACUUUUUAGUGCAUCUGGAUAGAUGUUGGUUAUGUUUUUACACAUGUUUAUACUGUACUGGCUAAAGUUUAUAGUCAGACCCCAUUUUGUAGCCCAAAUUUAAGCAGCUCAACCCAAGAUUUUUGGAAGGCAAACUGUAAAUUGAAGAGUUAAAGUAAACUGUUUUUGAGAAGAAUGCUCAAAGUUUGUUGAGCAGAAUCUUGGUUUAGCAAAAGCUUUUUCCCUAUCAUUUUUAAAAUUGUGAUAUUUGGACUUCUCUAUUAUUUGGGUUUCAAUGGAGAGCAUAACUCAACUCAGCUUUAUUUGUGAAGCACUUUAAAACAACCACAGCUGAACAAAGUGCUGUACAUAACUAGACAAAACAACGACAUAAAAAACAAUCAAAACACAAUUAAGACAAUGGAUAAAAUAAAAGCAGAUAUUAAAAAGUAAAAUAUAGUUUCAAUGUUUUUAAAAACUAAUUUAAAAACAUAAAAACAAAUAACUAAAAGCAAACCAUAAAACACUAAAACAGGAGUCUCAUGCAGGGUUUAAAGCCAAAGAAUAAAAAAGGGUUUUAAGACGAGUUUUAAAAAUGGACAGUGUGAGGGCUUGUCUGAUUUGGAGGGGUAGAUUGUUCCAUAAUUUUGGGGCCACAAUAGAAAAAGAUCUAACCCCUCUGAGCUUCAGUUUGGACCUCAGUACCUCCAGGAGCAGCUGAUCAGCUGACCUGAGGCACCGAGCAGGGGUGUAGGGGUGGAGAAGCUCAGAGAGGUAAGAUGGAGACAGACCAUUUAAAGAUUUAAAAACAAAUAAAAGAAUCUUAAAAUGAACUCUAAAGUGCACAGGUAACCAGUGGAGGGAGGCCAGGAUGGGAGUAAUUUGACCCUCUUACAUAUCCAGUUAAGAGCCGGACGGCUGUGUUUUGUACUAACUGGAGACGUGAGAGGGAGGACUGGCUGACUCCAAAGUAAAGUGCAUUACAGUAAUCCAGCCGAGAUGUAACGAAGGCAUAAAUUACUGUUUCAAAGUGCUAACGUGCAAGGAAUGGCUUUGCCUUCGCCAGCUGCCUAAUAUGAUAAAAGCUGGAUUUCACAACUGGCACCUGGGUGUUUUUUGUGGGUUCAGCUACAGUUAUUGAUGUGUCAAGUUGUUAAAUGAAUCUUAAUAUUGCCCAUUAUGAGCUCUUACCAGUUACUCUCCUUUAGUGAAUAUUUUUUACAGUAUCAACUUUUUGAGACAUUGGUGCUAUACAUGUUUGAAGUCACAACUGUGUCAAAGAGUGAGACAGACAGAGUGAAUGUGAAUAUGGACAGAAGUGCUGGUGUGAAACAAAAACAAAGGUACCGCCUUUUUAGCUGUUUUUUUUUUUCCACUUUUUGAAAUAAAUAAAUCUUCUCUUUUGGUUGCUUUUUUAGAGGCAUAAAUGUUGAUCAGUCUGUUUCAUCUCCAACAAUUCCUCCUCAGAGGAGCUUUUAACAAUCUUUGCCUGAGUCUCCUGCAUCAAUCAGAGCAAAGUGUUCAUUCAGAUGUUCUUCUCUCUUUGAUUAUAACAUCAUCUUUCUACACUUGUUCUUUUCUGUAUCAUCAGGUGGUCAGAGGCUGCCCAUGAUGCGUGGGCCUCAUAUAGCACCUCCCCUCCCCCGGCCUCCUCCCCCUCCUCCCAUGAUGAUCCCUCCUUCUCUACAGGGUCAGGGUCCUCCAGGUGCUCCUCAGCCCAUGCAGCACAUGGCUGGUCCUACAUCUGCCCCUCCGGUCUGUGUUGCCAUGACAGCAUAUAUGCACGUCAUCAUGUUGAAUAUAGAGUUCUUUCAACAUUAUUAAUAUGGAGUUUUUUUUUUCUAGAACUAGUCAUCUCCUGACCCCCCCUGGUGUUUGUUGUUUGUCUUAGGUCAAUGACAUGGUCCCCAUGGUGUCGGCCCCUCCCACCAGACAGGAAGCCUCGGCCCCCAUCAAACCCACGCCAUCAAUCAUCCAGGCCGCUCCAACUGUGUACUCUGCUCCUCCUGCUCCUGUAGUACACAGAAAAAUCGACGUCAGAGCUCAGAGACAGGCCAGAAUGGUACCUAAACUUUGAAAUGUGUCUCCACAUGACUGAUGAACCGAGAGCUGGGCGUGUGCUCGCUGUCGUUUGUUGUGAUUUUGUUGAUGUGGUUGUAUAAAAGUAUGCUGCUGUACUGUCAGUAAAUGAUGAUCUGACUGUCUCUGGUGUGUCUGUUUCAGGAAGAGCUGGCGGCACGGGUUGCAGAGCAGCAGGCAGCAGUGAAGGCUGCAGGUCUGCUUGAUAAGAAGGAGAGUGAGGACAGCAGUGCCAUCAUUGGGCCCAGCAUGCCUGAGCCGGAGCCCCCCCACCCUGAGGUAUGUAAAGCCACUAUACUGCCCGCCACUGUUUACCCUGGAGCUCCUAGUUUUGGUCUAAAUACAUUCAGGUUAAGGAAAAAUUGAGGCUGGAAUGCAAAUCAACAAAUUUUGUUAGAAAGAAAGUGAACGCUGAACCUGACUGUCAGAUGUGAAAGCUGAGGAUGUUAUUUGUAUUCAUCAACACAGAACUGUUUUUCCAUACACUGUGUAGCACAUUAUAACAGGAGUCAACAAAUUUUGGCAAAUUAGUUUUAAGUUAUUCAGUCCCUCUACUCUUGCAAGAAGAGGAUUCAAUGUCCAUAAUUUCAAAAAAAAAUGUCACAUUUUGAUUCAUCGGAGGAAUCUGUUCGUUACAGGACAGAUUUCCUCUUCCUCUCUGUCCAUCUUAAAUGGGAUCAGGUCCAGAGAAGUCUCUGGUAUUUCUUACUGGUUUCCUCUUUGCUUGGUUCAGUUUUAACCUCAUUUGUGGAUGCAGUGGUGAACUGUGUUCACAGACAAAGUGAUUUUCAGUCCCUGCAGUAAUUUCCAUUAGGAGGUUCUGUCCUGAAGAUCAGGACCAUCCAGUCUUGAUUUUGGUCCUUGUUCCUUUAGUACAGCGAUUUCUCCAGAUUCUCUGAGUCUUUUAAUGACAUUAUCUUCAGUUUCUGUAGAUGAUGAAAUCCACUCAUUUUUUCUCAUUUGACACUCAGGAACAUUUUUCUGAAACUGUUGAUCUAUUAGCUCACGCAGUCUCUCACAGAGUGGUGAACCUCUUCCCGUCUUUCCUUCUGAGUCAGUCAGCCUCUCUGAAUGUCCUUUUUAUACCCAGUCAUGUUACUAACCAGUUGGAAAUUCACCUCAUUAGUUGGAGAUGUUCCUCCUCCUGUUUUUUUCUUUUUCUUCAGCAUUACACAACUUUUUACCUGUUUGGUUAUUCUUUUAACAACUGCCAACUUUUGCCAUGCUGACUUAACAACUUGAUUGAAUUUUCCCUCAGGGUCAAAAAAGUUCAUCUUAACUCAUCCAUCUCUGUUUAAAAUAAAUUUUGAAUAAUUUCACUCAAAGAAAUCAACCAAACAUUAAAGACAUGAUGUUUUGUGUUUCAGCCUGCAGAGAGCACCACCGAGGACAAGAAGAAAGGAAAGGUGGAGAAGGUGAAAAAGUGUAUCCGAACGGCAGCAGGGUCAAGCUGGGAGGACCCCAGUCUGCUGGAGUGGGAAUCAGGUACUGAAAGACACAACAGGGACCCUGACAGAGGAUUUGUAGAAACACUCAUAAUGAUCAAAUUAAACUGUUGUUUUGUAGAAGAGGAAACAAAAACACACAGUUGGUCUGAUCAGUUAAUAAACACAUGAUCUGGUUUUAUGUAUUUAUGGUGCAUUUAGACUGUAGUAACUUUCCAAAGGAACUAGAGUCCUUCAGAGGAACUCUGUGCAACUUAGAUCGUAGGAACCAGAGUUUAAAUUUAGUCCCAAGGUAACUAAUCUGUUUCAUGGUGGACCUACCCCCUCAUAAUACAGGCUUUAAAAAUGGCUGUAUAGAAAGAGUCAGUCUUGUUGUUGAAAGUCUCAUUUACUCUUGUACACUAUCAAAAAAUCACUUUUCAUCUCAGUGUGCAUCAUCAAAAACUCCUCACAGGGGCUUCAAGAGAAAUUCCUGGAACUAAAAGUUCAUCAUACAUUUGGUAGAAAAGCACCUUUGGAUGUGACUUGGGGAGGAAUGUUUUUUUUUUUUCUGUUUUGUUGUGAUAAUCUGCUGAAAAACAGGUAAUGUGACGUUACAAUAAAGGUUUGGUUUUCCUCUCUGUGUCUCAGAUGAUUUCCGUAUUUUCUGCGGUGAUCUUGGUAAUGAAGUGAACGACGACAUCUUGGCCCGAGCCUUCAGCAGAUACCCUUCUUUCCUUAAAGCUAAGGUAGGGCUCUUUGUCUUUUUAGUUUAUAUUUUUGGCUCUUUUAUUUCUAUUUCUAGUGGGACUCCUUACGAUGAGUUUACACAGCAGUUACACAAACCAUGGUUAAAUGUAUGUGAUGUAUUGUUUGAUUUGUGACAGCUGCUAAGUCUAUUAUACUCAAAAGACUGAGAUUGCUGAAAAUGACAGGAGUUGUUGAUGUUUUUGGGGAUGUUUCUGUUGAUGUUGUGGUGUUUGUGAUCAGGUGGUGAGAGACAAACGCACAGGAAAGACAAAAGGUUACGGUUUUGUCAGCUUCAAGGAUCCAAACGACUAUGUCCGCGCCAUGAGAGAGAUGAACGGUCAGCCCCUUCCUGUUCACUUAUGGCACACAAACAGCCUCAGAUUUAACAUCCAUCUAUUUUGAGUCCUUCACUGUUAAAUAACUCAUUGUGUUUGUUUGUGUUUGCAGGGAAAUAUGUUGGCAGUCGACCUAUCAAACUGAGGAAGAGUACAUGGAAGGAUCGAAACAUGGAAGUGGUUCGCAAGAAAAUCAAAGAGAAGAAGAAGCUUGGCCUCAGAUAGAUUGUGGGUCUGUGUGUUAAUGUGUGUCCUGCACACUCAGCAGACAGACAGCAGAACUGCAGGAGAGUAGGACUUGUGUUAAGCUGAGGUAAUGAGGUUGUACAAAGAUAUACUAUUUUUUCUUUUUUAAAUAAAACCGUCAUUUCUACCUCUUUGGUGUGGUCAUUUCUCAUUUGAAUUGACUCACUACAUGAUGCCAGUGAUUUUUUUUUGUCUCUUCAUAUUGGAGCUCAGUGACUGCUGCAGCUGAAGACAUGUUUCUCUAAGGAGAGCAUCAACAGUAUAGUAUUUGAGCAGUUUAUCAGCAUGUAUGAUCAGCAUACUUGGCUUAUGUGUCCCCUCAUUGUGGAGGUAAACUCAAUUUCAGCAGCUCAUAUUCAAAUAAAGGAAAGGAAUGAGCAAAUGGUAUCAUCUGAAAUAAUAUUGACAGGAGAAUUAAAUAAGCUGAGAGGACCUUUUUCUCAGGUCUCUAAACCAUUCAACAGAUUUUUACAACCAUGGAUUGGCCCUCUGCUGGAUGCUUGAGAGAUUGCACUAAAAGGACCAUAGCAAUAUGUUUUAUGGUUGAGCUUUUUUUUUUCCAUAUUUCUCCAUUAGGUUGCACAGAAUGUUAAUCUAUUGUUAAGAAAUGUUCACAAGUCAUUUUUAUACCUUGUCCGGAUCUUGUUCUUUAAUAAAUCUCCUAUUUGGUUCCCGGA